Molecule: messenger RNA, 963 nt
Organism: Camelus dromedarius (Arabian camel)
Lineage: Eukaryota; Metazoa; Chordata; Mammalia; Artiodactyla; Camelidae
Gene: B2M
Product: beta-2-microglobulin
Exons: 4
Coding region: 85-441 (118 amino acids)
Biological process (GO): immune response
Cellular component (GO): MHC class I protein complex
Source: RefSeq, a predicted model, not a curated record
UUCUGAUUGGCGGCGAGAACGCGCAAUAUAAAUGCGAGCGCGGAGCCCUGCGCUCACUCCGUCGCCCGCGCUGCUACAGUAGCGAUGGCUCGCGUGGUGCCCUUGGUCCUGCUCGGACUGCUCUCGCUGUCCAGCCUGGACGCCAUCCAGCGUACUCCGAAGAUUCAGGUUUACUCCCGUCACCCAGCGGAGAAUGAGAAGCCAAAUUUCUUGAACUGCUAUGUGUCUGGGUUCCACCCACCACAGAUUGAAAUUGAUUUGCUGAAGAACGGGCAGAAGAUGAAAGCGGAGCAGUCUGACCUGUCUUUCAGCAAGGACUGGUCUUUCUAUCUCCUGGUCCACACUAACUUCACGCCCAACGCAAGAGAUGAGUACAGCUGCCGCGUGAAUCACGUGACUCUCCAGGAACCCAAGAUAGUUAAGUGGGAUCGAGACCAGUAAGCAGCAGCAUGGAGGUUUGAAGAUGUCACAGUUGGACUGAAGUAACUCCAAAUUCUAUUUUCUUUCUUUUUAAUAAUGAUAUGCUUUAUGCAGAUAAAUUGGAAGUUAUAUUGCUGUUAUCACAAAUACCAUCUUCUUUAUAAUUCUUCUUUGUGCACUAAGUCUCCAUAUUUGAUUCUUCUUGGCAUGUAUCUGUAGUGGAGGCACUGGCAGCUUAAAGGUGAGAAGGAGAGAAUUCUCAUGUUCAGCAUCAACAUCUUCAUCAAAUAUAAAGUCUCCAGUGUCUUAGGUACACAAAACUGGAAAGAUAGCUAUGCAUAUUUAGAGUAAAACUCCAAUUUGUAAUUUUGCUUAGAAUUUUGGAAAGUUUUAGAAAGAUAAUUGUCAGAAUUAUUGGAAAUUUGUUAUAGUGGAUGAUGUUUGUCAUAUAUAAUCAUAUUAACUUUUUACAUCUGUUAUGAGACAUGGCUUUGCUGAUUUGAUUUUAUUUUUUUCACCAAUUAAAAUAAUCUUAAAGCUUAA